This is a messenger RNA of Odobenus rosmarus divergens (Pacific walrus), 1533 nucleotides long. RefSeq names its product synaptotagmin VI (gene SYT6). Gene Ontology annotation, cellular component: membrane. The record is from RefSeq and is a predicted model, not a curated record. Lineage: Eukaryota; Metazoa; Chordata; Mammalia; Carnivora; Odobenidae. Gene Ontology annotation, biological process: calcium-ion regulated exocytosis; cellular response to calcium ion; regulation of dopamine secretion. Bases 1 to 1533 code for a protein of 510 amino acids. Gene Ontology annotation, molecular function: calcium-dependent phospholipid binding; phosphatidylserine binding; calcium ion binding. The transcript has 7 exons.
AUGAGUGGGGUGUGGGGGACCGGGGGGCCUCGGUGCCAGGCGGCGCUCGCGCUCCUGGCCUCGCUGUGCCGGGCCCGGCCGCCCCCUCUCGGGCUGGACGUGGAGACUUGUCGGAGCUUCGAGCUACAGCCCCCAGAGAGGAGUCCGAGCGCGGCCGACUCAGGCACCUCCGUCAGCCUCCUCGCAGCCAUAGUGAUUGUGUGUGGCGUGGCCCUGGUGGCAGUUUUUCUCUUUCUCUUUUGGAAGCUGUGCUGGAUGCCCUGGAGGAGCAAGGAGGCCUCCAGUCCCGCUUCUGCUAACCUUCCCCCGGACGCCCUCCAGAGCCCCGGCUCCAGAAGCAACAUGGCAGACAAGCUGAAGGACACCAACACGCUGGGCUUCCUAGAGGCGGCUGUGAAGAUCAGCCACACGUCCCCAGAUAUCCCAGCCGAGGUGCAGAUGUCAGUCAAGGAGCAUAUCAUGCGUCACACGCGGCUGCAGCGACAGACCACAGAGCCAGCAUCAUCUACCAGGCACACGUCCUUCAAGCGCCACCUGCCACGGCAGAUGCACGUCUCCAGCGUGGACUACGGCAACGAGCUGCCGCCGGCGGCAGAACAGCCCACCAGCAUUGGCCGAAUCAAGCCUGAACUCUACAAGCAGAAGUCGGUGGAUGGGGACGAUGCCAAGUCCGAGGCUGCCAAGAGCUGCGGGAAAAUCAACUUCAGCCUGCGCUACGACUACGAGAGCGAGACCUUGAUCGUGCGCAUCCUGAAGGCCUUCGACCUCCCUGCCAAGGACUUCUGUGGCAGCUCUGACCCCUACGUCAAGAUCUACCUCCUGCCUGAUCGCAAGUGCAAGCUGCAGACCCGGGUGCACCGCAAGACCCUGAACCCCACCUUCGAUGAGAACUUCCACUUCCCGGUGCCCUACGAGGAGCUGGCCGAGCGCAAGCUACAUCUCAGUGUCUUCGACUUCGACCGCUUCUCCCGCCAUGACAUGAUCGGAGAGGUCAUCCUGGACAACCUCUUCGAGGCCUCCGACCUGUCCCGGGAAACUUCCAUCUGGAAGGACAUCCAGUAUGCCACCAGUGAAAGCGUGGAUCUGGGAGAGAUCAUGUUCUCCCUGUGCUACCUGCCCACAGCCGGCCGGCUCACCCUCACAGUGAUCAAAUGUCGGAACCUCAAGGCGAUGGACAUCACAGGCUACUCAGAUCCAUAUGUCAAAGUGUCCCUGCUUUGUGACGGGCGGAGACUGAAGAAGAAGAAGACAACCAUAAAGAAGAACACUCUUAAUCCUGUCUACAAUGAAGCCAUCAUCUUUGAUAUUCCCCCAGAGAACAUGGAUCAAGUCAGCCUGCUCAUCUCGGUUAUGGAUUAUGAUCGAGUGGGCCACAAUGAGAUCAUAGGAGUCUGCCGCGUGGGGAUCAACGCUGAAGGCCUGGGCCGGGACCACUGGAACGAGAUGCUGGCGUACCCGCGGAAGCCCAUCGCACACUGGCACUCCUUGGUGGAGGUAAAGAAAUCCUUCAAAGAGGGAAACCCUCGGUUGUGA